CUGCACAUUGGGGGGGCGCUUUGGCUGCCCUGUGUCCGGGCCAGGGGUUGCUGGUGGGGGGCGAUGCUGACGGCGUUGGCGGAGGCAGCGAGCCCCCCCUUCCAUCUCCCUGAAAGGCAGGUAUUCGGCGAGGUCUUGGGGCAGGACCCGAGGCGUUUUUAAGGAUUCCCGAGUCGUGCGAGAUGCAAAAAGCCUGAACUCGUGGUGCAGAGAUGACACCGUUCUUGGACCAACCGAGACCGUGCCAGAAAGCAUGUCAAUAGUGCCAGGCAUUCGCCCCUCCGCUGGCCCUGCCCAGUGCGACCCUCUCGGCACCAAAGUCCAUGACUAGACGUCGCGAAGGCGAGCGGUGCCUUGGACGCCUUCCCGAGGCAGCAUGGACUUGGCUUACAUCUGCGAGUGGGAGAAGAGGCCCAAAAGCAACCACUGCCCUUCAAUCCCACUGGUUUGUGCUUGGUCCUGCAGGAACCUGAUCGCCUUCACGACAGACCUCAAAAAUGAAGAGGAAAAAGAUCUCACCCACAUGGUCCAUAUCAUCGACACAGAGCAUCCAUGGGACGUUUAUUCCAUUAACUCUGGGCACGUUGAAAUUAUCACCUGCUUAGAAUGGGAUCAGUCAGGCUCCAGGCUCUUGUCAGCAGAUGCGGACGGACACAUCAAGUGUUGGAGCAUGACGGAUCACCUGGCCAACAGCUGGGAGAACACGGUGGGCAGCAUGGUAGAAGGAGAUCCAGUCGUGGCCCUUUCGUGGUUGCACAAUGGGGUGAAGCUGGCCCUACAUGUGGAAAAGUCCGGAGCAUCCAACUUUGGAGAGAAGUUCUCUCGAGUCAAGUUCUCUCCGUCGCUGACGCUGUUUGGGGGGAAGCCCAUGGAAGGCUGGAUCGCCGUGACCAUCAGCGGCCUGGUGACAGUCUCCCUCCUGAAGCCCAACGGGCAGGUGCUGACGUCCACGGAGAGCCUGUGCCGUCUGCGAUGCCGCGUGGCCCUGGCGGACAUUGCCUUCACGGGUGGGGGGAACAUUGUGGUGGCCACGUCGGAUGGGAGCAGCACCUCCCCUGUGCAGUUCUACAAGGUGUGCGUCAGCGUGGUGAACGAGAAGUGCAAGAUCGACACCGAGAUCCUGCCCUCCCUCUUCAUGCGCUGCACCACCGACCCUGCCCGCAAGGACAAGUAUCCGGCCAUCACGCACCUCAAAUUCCUGGCCCGGGACAUGUCGGAGCAGGUACUGCUUUGUGCCUCCAACCAAAACACCAGCAUCGUGGAGUGCUGGUCUCUGCGGAAAGAGGGCUUACCAGUCAAUAACAUCUUCCAGCAGAUCUCUCCUGUGGUCGGCGACAAGCAGCCCAUGAUCCUGAAAUGGCGGAUUCUCUCGGCCACCAACGAUUUGGACCGUGUUUCUGCAGUGGCUCUCCCUAAACUGCCCAUCUCCUUAACCAACACUGAUCUGAAAGUGGCCAAUGACACUAAAUUCUUCCCUGGAUUGGGGCUCGCAUUGGCCUUCCAUGAUGGCAGCGUCCACAUCGUGCAUCGCCUGUCCCUGCAGACCAUGGCCGUGUUCUACGGGUCCUCCUCCCAACGCCCAGUGGACGAGCAGACUAUCAAAAGGCAGCGGACAGCUGGUCCUUUGGUCCACUUCAAAGCCAUGCAGCUCUCAUGGACUUCCCUGGCUCUGGUUGGCAUCGACAAUCAUGGCAAGCUGAGCAUGCUCCGGAUCAUUCCCUCCAUGGGCCACGCACUGGACAUGAACAUGUCCCUCCGGCACCUGCUCUUCCUGCUGGAGUACUGCAUGGUGACGGGCUAUGACUGGUGGGACAUCCUGCUUCACGUGCAGCCCAGCAUGGUGCAGAACCUGGUGGAGAAGUUACACGAGGAGUACAUGCGCCAGAAUGCCGCCCUGCAGCAGGUCCUCUCCACACGGAUUGUUGCCAUGAAGGCCUCUCUUUGCAAGCUGUCCUCCAGCACGGUGGCUCGUGUGUGUGACUACCACGCUAAGCUCUUCCUCAUUGCCAUCAGCUGCACCUUGAAGUCACUGCUCCGCCCGCACUUCCUGAACACUCCUGACAAGAGCCCUGGGGACAGGCUCACCGAGAUCUGCUCCAAGAUCACAGACAUAGACAUUGACAAAGUGAUGAUUAACUUGAAGACGGAGGAGUUUGUGCUGGAGAUGACCACCCUGCAGUCCCUGCAGCAGCUCAUCCAGUGGGUGGGAGACUUCGUGCUCUACCUGCUAGCUAGCCUUCCUAACCAGGGCUCCCCGGUGCGCCCAGGGCACAGCUUCCUGCGGGAUGGCGCAGCGUUGGGUAUGCUCCGAGAGCUCAUGGUGGUGAUCCGCAUCUGGGGCCUGCUGAAGCCAAGCUGCCUCCCUGUCUACACAGCGACCUCAGACACCCAGGACAGCAUGUCCCUCCUCUUCAGGCUGCUGACCAAGCUCUGGCUCUGCUGCCGCGACGAAAAUCACCCGACCGAGCCGGACGAUACCUUGAUUGACGAGUGUUGCCUGCUUCCCAGCCAGUUGCUCAUCCCUAAUAUUGACUGGCUGCCCAUCAAUGACGGCAUCAUCAGCAAGCUGCAGAACAAGCAGCUGGUCAGGCUGCAGUUUGGGAAAGCCCCUGGGCUCAUCGGCUACACGGUGUCUUCGCAGUUCGAUGCCUUUGUCAGAGGGCCCCUCAUGCUGUGCAUGCAAUGCAUCAGCCCUGGCAGCUGGAGUCUGAGACCCUUUCUCCUACCCAGGGCACCGGGACAACCCAAAAUCGACCACCUGCGCCGGCUGCACUUGGGGGCAUACCCCACUGAGGAGUGCAAGUCCUGCACCCGGUGCGGCUGCGUGACCAUGCUGAAAUCGCCCAACAAAACCACGGCGGUGAAACAGUGGGAACAACGGUGGAUCAAAAACUGUCUGUGCGGGGGGCUGUGGAGGCGGAUGCCCCUCAGCUAUUUCUGACAGCACCUCCUGCAAGGCAGCAGCACACACUAGGAAGGGGAAAGGCAGCCAAGAGCAGGCUCAGAAACCUCUCAGGGCUGGGGCCGGAAGAGAUCUCUGGAACCCAGAGAUCACAUGCGUUGCCCUUCGUUAUCAGCCGAAGAGAUGAGACGCAGCUUUUAGGCCCUCCUUCGUUUUCCCUGAAUUCAUUUUACUUUCCCGCACUUCUGUGCUCCAAGAUGAAAAGAAACGAGGGUUUUGAACGGGACAAGCAGCCUUGCCAGAAGGUUUUUUGCUGCUGUCAAGACCAGAUGAGGCAUCAGAGAGCACGGGAAGUCAGCCACCGUGGAACCAGCAGCUCCUUUGUACAUAGCUUCUCUUAAAUUUUGUACCAAAUGCCUCAGUAAACAUCUUUGCAAAAGCUUGA
Alligator mississippiensis (American alligator) is the source of this 3347-nucleotide messenger RNA. It is a transcript of the gene MED16, whose product is annotated as mediator complex subunit 16. The transcript has 15 exons. The record is from RefSeq and is a predicted model, not a curated record. Gene Ontology annotation, cellular component: mediator complex. Bases 377 to 2941 code for a protein of 854 amino acids. Gene Ontology annotation, biological process: positive regulation of DNA-templated transcription. Gene Ontology annotation, molecular function: protein binding. Lineage: Eukaryota; Metazoa; Chordata; Crocodylia; Alligatoridae.